GGCUAUAUAUAUAGAUCGAGCCCAAGCAACAAGCAUGCAACUUCAGUCCAUGCAUGCCACACACACUCUACAUAUACACGAGACAUCCGAUCGAGCACGCACGCACAAAUUAAACUUCUGUGAUGAGCAGCAGAAUAAAGCGUGCCAGAGACGGCGACGACGACGACGACGACGCCAUCAGCCGCGGCAGCGCCAUCGUAGUCGAUGUCCCUCAUCACGGAGAAGACGACGACGACAUCCAUGUCGUCGACGAAGAAGAAGAAGAGGACCAGCGACGACGACGACGGGCAGCAUGCCACGUCCUACUCUCCCUCUCCCUGUCGUGUCGUUCAUCGUCUUCAACUUCCAGUCCCAGCACCAGCUGCAGUAUCCAGGACGAUCAAGCUGCUGCUGCUACCGGUACCGGUACCGGCACCGGCAUAGCGCCGCCGCCACCACUCAAGCUGAUCAAGCGCCGUCGUCGUCGCCGCCGGCGCCGGGGCCUGCAGGUGGACGACGUGUUCGAGUGCCAGACGUGCGGGCGGCGGUUCCCGACGUUCCAGGCGCUGGGCGGCCACCGGACCAGCCACCUCAGGCGGCCGGCGGCGACCAAGAAGCCGCCGCAGUCAUCAAAGGCGGUGCUGGUCCACGCGUGCGCCACGUGUGGGCUGGGCUUCUCCACGGGGCAGGCCCUUGGUGGGCACAUGAGGAGGCACCGUCUGGGCCGGGCUGACAGCGUGGGUUCUGGUGAUGUGGACCUUACGCAGAUCAUCGUGCAUGGAAGGCCCACCUCCGCUUCCUCCUCCCUGCAGCUUCUCAACCUGUUCGUGUAGUGUUCAAGAGAUAUAUAAAAAAAUGUUCGUGUAGUGUGUCAGGUACUAGUGUUAGAUAUGUUCAAAAAAAGAAAGGAUACUAGUGUUAGAUACAACAUGUUUAGAGUUAAAAAAAAAGGUGCAGCAUGUCUAAAUGAUGUGACCAUUGUAUGUAUGGAUGGUCUAAACAGCAUAUAAUA
This is a messenger RNA of Sorghum bicolor (sorghum), 991 nucleotides long. RefSeq names its product zinc finger protein ZAT5-like. Lineage: Eukaryota; Viridiplantae; Streptophyta; Magnoliopsida; Poales; Poaceae. Bases 123 to 812 code for a protein of 229 amino acids. The record is from RefSeq and is a predicted model, not a curated record. The transcript has a single exon.